GGAAGGCCUCUGUUGUCAACUUCUCCAGCUUUUUUCCCUCCAAAAAAAGUUCUGUCUACCUCCCAUUCUUUUUCAUCUCCUCUCACCAGAGAAAAUCAUCCCCAAAUAAACCAUCACAAUGGCCUCCUCUCGUGUCUUUGCCUCUCGCCUGGCCUCCCAGAUGGCCGCAACCACCAAGGUUGCCCGCCCGGCCGCCCGUUUCGCUGCCCCCAAGCGUACCUUCACCACCCAGCGCAAGACCGCUAUCCCCAUGACCCCCUUCCAGACCGUCAAGCGCCAGCAGCCUUCCAUGAUCCAGGCCAACGCUCGCCAGGUCUUCGCCAACGUCCAGGCCCGCCGCCAGUACUCCUCUGAGAUCGCCGACGCCAUGGUCCAGGUCUCCCAGAACAUGGGUAUGGGUUCCGCCGCCAUUGGUCUUGGUGGUGCCGGUAUCGGUAUCGGUCUCGUCUUCGGUGCCCUCCUCCUCGGUGUCUCCCGCAACCCUGCCCUCCGUGGUCAGCUCUUCUCCUACGCCAUUCUGGGUUUCGCUUUCGUCGAAGCCAUUGGUCUGUUCGACCUGAUGGUUGCUAUGAUGUGCAAGUACGUUUAAACGGAUUAUUGAACAACAACCAAUUAUCCGAAAGGGCAAUAUGAGGCAAAUGCAAUUUCCUUGAUUUCUCAAACUGGUCAAAUUGAAUGGAGAGUCUUUUUAUCGGAUUUCGCCGUUCAGUUAGGAGGUAAUCUUGUGGUGGUCUUUUUAUAUAUCAUGUACUACUUUCCCGGCAUCAUCUAUCAUCCCAAUACACUGUACAUAUAGAGUUUAAAAUGGCCACUAAAACUCCCAACUUUCGAGCCACUUUUGAUAAACUCGUCAACUUAUCUUUUAAUUUCGACCUUGUACAUUAAUAUCGCGCGCGUUUUCUCUUUUCUGGCCACGAAGACACGUGUAAUCUCUUGUUUACCCCGGACUCUUUUCGUCGGGGCGUGUGUCAACGAAAGCGGCAAUUGGGGACCUAAUUUGGGUCCCUUCCCACAAGCAGCCCUCGGUCCCGUGGCUUUUUUCUUCCUACGAACAAGCUAUUUUUGAGCUAAGAAGCUACAAAUCUGGAGAAAGCUUUACUGGUGAGCUCUCCAGCCGUAGAGGUCAUUGAGCAACACUACACCGCUCGCAGAUGCUAUUUCCCGGUG
Molecule: messenger RNA, 1167 nt
Organism: Aspergillus pseudotamarii
Lineage: Eukaryota; Fungi; Ascomycota; Eurotiomycetes; Eurotiales; Aspergillaceae
Product: ATP synthase subunit C family protein
Exons: 1
Coding region: 119-589 (156 amino acids)
Biological process (GO): proton transmembrane transport; proton motive force-driven ATP synthesis
Molecular function (GO): proton transmembrane transporter activity
Source: RefSeq, a predicted model, not a curated record